Opisthocomus hoazin is the source of this 1212-nucleotide messenger RNA. Its product is annotated as arylacetamide deacetylase. Gene Ontology annotation, molecular function: carboxylic ester hydrolase activity. Gene Ontology annotation, cellular component: membrane. The record is from RefSeq and is a predicted model, not a curated record. Lineage: Eukaryota; Metazoa; Chordata; Aves; Opisthocomiformes; Opisthocomidae.
AUGGGAGCCAAGCUGCUGUGGCUCUUCCUCGCCUCUGCCCUUGUCGCUUACUACAUCUACAGCCCCAUGCCCGAGGACUUCGAUGAGCCCUGGAAAGUGAUGCUCAUCUCAGCUUCCUUCAGGACCACCGGGCACCUGGCUGAGGUUGCUGACCGGCUGGGUCUGAUGCACUACAUGGAAGCUCUGAUGCUGAUCUCAACUUUCCAAUACAUCGCGCCCACAUCCGAUGAAAAUGUCACCGUGACGGACACUGAGUUCAGCAAUGUUCCCGUCCGCCUCUUCGUGCCUAGGAGGGCAUCUGAUGGGCUGAGAAGGGCCGUGAUCUUCUUCCACGGCGGAGGCUGGUGCGUGGGACGGGCAGGCAUGAAAUCCUACGAUCAUCUGGCGAGGUGGACUUCAAACAUGUUAAAUGCUGUCGUGGUAUCUGUUGAUUACAGGCUGGCACCUAAAUACCAUUUUCCCGUUCAGUUUGAAGAUGUGUAUUCGGUGACGAAGUUCUUCCUCCAGAGCAAUGUCCUCUCCCAGUACGGGGUGGACCCGGACCGGGUCUGUGUUGUGGGAGACAGUGCCGGUGGCAACUUGGCUGCGGCUGUGGCACAACAGCUGUUACAGGACUCUGAAGUCAAAACUAAACUCAAAGCGCAGGCUUUGCUUUACCCUGCUCUUCAAACCCUUGACCUGAAUUUGCCGGCUUACCAAGAUAAUGAAAACAAGCCCCUCUUAUCCAAGUCGCUUAUGGUCAGGUUCUGGAGUGAAUAUUUCACCUCUGAUCCAUCUCUCAGGGAAGCAAUGGCCUCCAACACUCACAUCCCAGUUGAAUCAAGCCACUUAUUUCAGUUUGUGAACUGGAGCAACUGGCUGCCUGAAGAGCUGAAGAAAGACCACGUUUACACCAGUCCUGUCUAUGGAAGCUCCGAGCUCGUGGGGAAGUACCCGGGGCUUCUGGAUCGGAGGGCAGCCCCGCUGCUGGCGAGUGAUGCCCAGCUACACGGGCUGCCCCUCUCCUAUGUCCUCACCUGCGAGCACGAUGUCUUACGGGACGACGGUGUCAUGUAUGCCAGGCGCAUGCGGGCAGUGGGCGUUCCCGUCACGCACGUUCACGCCAAGGACGCCUUCCACGGGGCGAUGAUGUUUGUCUCGGGUGCAGCCGAGCUGGCGGUAGGGCACCGGCUGCUGAACGGAUACAUUGAGUGGCUAAAUGAGAACCUGUGA